Messenger RNA from Thamnophis elegans (Western terrestrial garter snake), 1491 nucleotides. RefSeq names its product tetratricopeptide repeat domain 19 (gene TTC19). Bases 18 to 1196 code for a protein of 392 amino acids. Gene Ontology annotation, molecular function: protein binding. Gene Ontology annotation, cellular component: mitochondrial inner membrane. Gene Ontology annotation, biological process: mitochondrial respiratory chain complex III assembly. The record is from RefSeq and is a predicted model, not a curated record. The transcript has 10 exons. NCBI's taxonomy places the organism in Eukaryota, Metazoa, Chordata, Lepidosauria, Squamata, Natricidae.
CCUCGUCUUAAAGGGCUAUGUCCCUUUUCUCGUCGCUGCUGCGGCUGCCUCAGCGAGGCCUCGUCACGGCCGCCGUAGCCGCUCGACACCGGCUGGCGCAAACGAGGCCGCGGCCGGGCAGAAACGGAGGCCUGGGCCGAAGGACGCCACGGCAAGCGGCAGCGGGAGGAGCCGUCCGGGUUGGCAGCGGCCUCAGCCUAUCAGCCUUCUUCCUUUUCUCUGGAGAUGCUGGGAAGAAGGAGGAGGAGGGAGAGGAAGGAAAGGCCAAGGAGGAAGACCCCGAGGACGCCAUCAUUCUGCUGCUGAAAAGAGCCAAGCUGAAGAUCAUGAAAGGAGAAUUGGAGGAAGCCGAGCGCCUCCUGCAUGAAGCCUCCUGGCUCUCUCAGCAAUCAAGCAACAACGCCGCCAUUAUCUACACGUAUGACAUGAUGGCAAACUUGGCCUUCCUGAGGGGAGAGCUGGUGAAGGCCGAAAAGCUUUUCAAAGUCACCAUGAGCUACAUGCUGGCCGGGGACGUAAAGCAAGAUGACAAUGCUAUCCUCCAGAUGUCCCUGAAGCUGGCCAGCAUCUACGCGGCUCAAAACCAGGACAAACUCGCCCUGGCCGGCUACCAGUUCUGUAUCCUGACCCUGGAGGAGAAAGUCGCUAAGCAGAAGGAGAUGCCCGCGGGCACCUUGCCAGAGGAAGAGCGGGUCAACGCACACCUUCUCCUGGCCAUGAGUAUGGACUCCUACGCCCGCUAUCUCCUGGCGCACAACCAGACAGCGCUGGCCCAGACGAUGUACGAGCGGGCGCUGAAGAUCGCCAUGGAGGUCAACGGGGAGAGACACCCCCAGACCGUGGUGGUGAUGAACGAUUUGGCCACGGCGCUGGACACUCAGGGCCUCUACGACGAAGCCUACGCCCAAGUGAGCAGAGCCGCCGAACUGGCCCAGCAGACCCAGCACACGGAUACCCACGUCAUCCUGAAUAACCUGGCCGGCAUCCUGAUUCAUAAAGGAGAUUAUUCCCAGGCCAGGCAGGUCUACCAAACCGCCCUGGAAGUGGCCGAGAAAUCGGGUGACGGCAUCGCUGUGCGAUACAUCACAAAGGAACUGGCUCAGCUGGCGAAGAGGAAGCGGGUGCGAUCCAGGGGGAAAACCGGCCUGCAGGAGACGGGCGCGGGCAAGGAUGGGGCAGAGGGGCAGGAGGAGUGACCGCCCACCCCCCAAGCUUCCCGCCGUUGGCUUGCAAGAGAGUCCCAACUGCAGUAGGCAUUCCUUUCCGCUCGCAAGGGCAACACGGCACAGGGACGACCCUCGAUCUGCGCCCUGCCCACAAGGACGGAGCCUAGGGGAUGCCAGCUGGGGGGCAGAAAGUGAGGACCCCCGAGGAGAGCCCCAGUUUGGAGCCCCGGGCUGUAUAAAGCGAGGAGAGCCCCAGUUUGGAGCCCCGGGCUGUAUAAAGCGGAGAGACCUGCAGCUUAUGCAAUAAAAUUAUUAUUUUUAAUUC